Trematomus bernacchii (emerald rockcod) is the source of this 2319-nucleotide messenger RNA. It is a transcript of the gene lpar1, whose product is annotated as lysophosphatidic acid receptor 1. Gene Ontology annotation, cellular component: membrane. Gene Ontology annotation, biological process: neurogenesis; phospholipase C-activating G protein-coupled receptor signaling pathway. Gene Ontology annotation, molecular function: lysophosphatidic acid receptor activity. The record is from RefSeq and is a predicted model, not a curated record. NCBI's taxonomy places the organism in Eukaryota, Metazoa, Chordata, Actinopteri, Perciformes, Nototheniidae. The transcript is spliced from 2 exons. Bases 1 to 1071 code for a protein of 356 amino acids.
AUGGAUGACGAACAGUGCUACUACAACGAGAGCAUCGCCUUCUUCUACAACCGCAGUGGCAAGUACCUCGCUACUGACUGGAACACCGUAAGCAAGCUGGUGAUGGGCCUGGGCAUCACCGUGUGCAUUUUCAUCAUGCUCGCCAACCUUCUGGUGAUGAUCGCCAUCUACGUCAACAGGAGAUUUCACUUCCCUAUCUACUACCUGAUGGCCAACCUGGCAGCUGCAGACUUCUUCGCCGGACUGGCCUACUUCUACCUAAUGUUCAACACGGGACCCAACACGAGGCGUCUGACUGUGUCCACAUGGCUGCUGCGGCAGGGCUUGAUCGAUACCAGCCUGACGGCGUCUGUCGCCAACCUACUCGCCAUCGCCAUUGAGCGCCACAUCACCGUGUUCCGCAUGCAGCUACACACGCGCAUGAGUAACCGGCGUGUGGUGGUGGUGAUUGUCAUAAUCUGGACGAUGUCUAUAGUCAUGGGGGCCAUCCCUAGCGUUGGUUGGAACUGUAUCUGUAGUAUUAGUUCUUGUUCCAACAUGGCGCCGCUUUACAGCAACUCCUACCUUAUCUUCUGGGCAGUGUUUAACCUUGUGACUUUUGUUGUUAUGGUGACGCUAUACGCCCACAUCUUUGUCUAUGUGCGCCAGAGGACCAUGAGGAUGUCGCGGCACAGCUCCGGACAACGACGCAACCGAGACACCAUGAUGUCUCUGCUGAAGACCGUGGCGAUUGUGUUGGGUGCGUUCAUUGUCUGUUGGACCCCCGGCCUCGUCAUCCUCCUCCUCGACGUCUUCUGCGCCAACUGCAACGUCCUCACCUACGAGAAGUUCUUCCUGCUUCUCGCUGAGUUCAACUCGGCAAUGAACCCCAUCAUCUACUCGUACCGCGACAAGGAGAUGAGCGCCACCUUCAGGCAGAUCCUGUGCUGUCAGCGGCAGGAGAACGUCAACGGCACGGUGGCUGAGGGGUCCGACCGCUCAGCGUCGUCCGUUAACCACACGGUGCUGAGCGGCAGUUCGCACCCCCACCAUCACCACCGUAACCACAAAAACGAACACUCGGUGGUAUAAAGAAAGGCUGGAGAUGGCGGAGAUUAGUCAAAGGGGUUCAUCUCUAAUUGAAAAACUGACUGAAAGAAGGUAAAGGGCAGCAUGGGAAGGUCUAGAGGGACUUCGUAUGAACUUAAGACGGUGACGUGAUACAUGUAGGUGGAGUAGAGUUAAUGAAGAUUUGGAUGAUGUCUCAAUGAAGAAAAAAGGCAAUUACGAAGAAAGAAGAUAAGACUUUAAUGCUGUGUGGAGGAAGAAAAGUGUGGGAUCUGUUAGUAUUUUUGUUUAGCUGUUAUUUUCAAUUUGUUUUAAGUGUGAUAAGGACAACGCUGAUAUGAACUAUUUAAAAUUAAUCUGUGAAAUGAAGGUAAUGCCAGUAAUAUAGUCUUCUCUAACUGUGUAUCCUGUAGCCUUAUGUUUUAGACUUGAUUUCCCCCCCUUGAUCCCCAUUUUUCAUUUCCAUUCGACAUGUUCCGUACAAACAGCAUGACACUGCCGUCAGAGUUUCCUUCACAUCCUUUUACGGAUUCAGUUUGAGUCUGAACCAAGAUUUAAAACGCUAUUUUUAUUUUUAUUUUAUGUUUGGGAGAAAGCAUUUGAAAUCUUGGGAAAUUCACACAAACAAAUUCAGUUUUGUGUCAUCACGUUCAACUGAAAGUUCAUUUUGGCUAUCUCCAGCAGCUUUUUACUUUGGAACUUUAAGGUUGGUUUCUUGAUACAUUUCCAUAAAAGGAAAGUGAAAACAAUUUUGGCACACCCUGCUGAUUCUGCAAAAAAAAUAAUAUCAAUACUCAUAUGGUCAACAGGUUUAGCAAUUUAGAAAAAGCACUCAAUGAAGGAUUGUUUACAGAGCCACUAUUCAUUUCCACAACAGAUUCAUCACUUUUCUAAUGAAAUUGACCUUACAACCUUACUUACUUACUUACUUUGAGGACUUACAAUUCUACUGAUCAUCUUUUCUUACUAAUGCUUUGGUGAAUCAAGUUCCUUCCUUUGUUCCAACUUAAAUAAACAAGGGGUCCAAAAUCUGUCGUUUAUUCCGUCUAAGGAGUUGGAGACAAGUUGUUCCAGGGAUCUAACCAAAAAAGGGAAGGAGGAUGUUUGUGGUUUUUAGAACAGUGUUAUGUGGAUACAAGGUGAAGGUCAUUUCUGGUGAGCGUUAACAGACUUCAGAUCAUGACAUGAAAUGUGCUGAGUUGUCUGCCUCAAAUGGUUUUAUCAAGGGUCUCUGUGUCCAUGAGGCUGACUGAGGAAUAAGGGUGGGGGUGG